AUGAGUACACCCGUUGAGAACAAAAAGCGUAAGCUUUCGAAAAAAUCAGACGAUAAUGCUCAAAACAAGAAGAAAGUUCAUUUUUCAUUUGAUAACAGCGAAAAGGAAACUCCAAAAAAGUUGGAUUUCAAUGCAUUAUCAUCAUCUCUUAAAUCUCGUGCCAAUGAAAAAUUAGCACAAGUUGCUGCUGCUAAACGUCAAGUACGAAUUAAACCUGAUCGAACAAUGUUAUCAAAUGUUAAAACUAUUAAAAAACAAUUAAAAACAAAACAAAAACAAAUGGAAAUUAAGAAAAAGAAAAAACAUAUUAAUAUUGUUCAAGAUAAAGAAAAUACAACAUUUCGACAACGUUUAAAAGAACGACAAAAAUUACGUCGUGGUGUUCUUUAUGAUAUGGCUGAUAAAUCGAAAAAAAUUUGGGAAAUUUUACGUCGAGAUGAAACAACAAAUGAAGUACGAAUAAAAUUAUGUUCAGAAUUAAUGAAAUUAAUUGAAGGAAAUGUUAAAUUUUUAUCAAUGGCACAUGAUACAACACGUGUUAUUGAAUGUCUUAUUCAAUUUGGUAAUGAACAACAAAAAAAUUAUAUUUUCGAACAAAUUCAAAAGGAUAUACCAAUAAUGUCAAAAUCACUUUAUGCUCAUCAUGUUAUUAUUAAAUUUUUAACUCAUGGAACGGACAAUCAAAAAGAUUUAAUAAAAAAAAGUCUCUAUGGUCAUGUCUGCAAAUUAGCUAGACAUUCAAUUGGUUGUCGUGUAUUGGAAUAUUGCUAUAAUGAUGUUUGUAAUUCAGCAGAACGUUUUCAACUUGUUCAAGAAUUUUAUGGUCGAGAAUAUGCUGUUCUUAAAACAACUGAUGUGAAAAAUAUUGAAGAAUUACUUGCAAAUAAAGCAGCUACUGGUCAACGUACAAAUGUACUUGAAUAUAUGCAAGAAAAUCUUAUGGCUUGUAUUCAAAAAGAUCUAUUGAGUACAUCAAUUAUUCAUCGAGUUAUGCAUGAAUAUAUACGAAAUGCGAAUGAAAAGGGUCGAGAAGAAUUAAUCGAUGCCAUAAAAGAAAAAUUAAUUAAAAUGAUUCAUAGUCGUGAUGGUGCACGUGUUGCAAUUUAUUGUUUAUGGUAUGGAACAAAUAAAGAUCGAAAAUUAUUAAUAAAAAGUUUUAAAUCAUUUGUGGUUAAAAUUGCAAAAGAAGAACAAGGUUAUCCUGUUUUAUGGACUAUAUUUGAUGUUGUUGAUGAUACAAAACUUGUUUCAAAAAUUAUUUUACAAGAAUUAAUGUCAAAUUUUGAUGAAAUCAUUAAUGAUUCACAUGGUAAAAAAGUACUUAUGUAUUUAAUUGCACCACGUAAUACUAAACAUUUACAAUAUGAACUUGUUCAAUUAAUGAAAACAAGUGAUGCAUUAAAUACUAGUAAAAAAGAUUCUGAAAUUCGACAAAAUGAAUUAUUUGAAUAUUGUAAAUCAUAUUUUUUGGAAUAUUUUACAAAUAAUAUUCUUGCAACAUUAAAAGAUGGUUUUCGAGGUUUUAUGAUGACUGAAAUGAUUGAAAGACUUUCACCGGAUGAUAAUCUAUCAGCAUUUUAUACAUCCAUAAGUAUAGUAUUAAGUACAUCAUCUGUUGAACCUCAAGCAGAAACAAAUCUUAUUGAACAUCAAAUUUCUCAUAAUGUUUUAAGACAUUUAAUUAUAGCUGAUGGAAAAAGACAAAAAAAGAAUAAACAUAAUGAAACACUUGUAUCAACAUUAUUAUCAUCAAUUUCACCUGAUAAAUUACGUACAUGGAUAUUAUGUAAUCGUGGUUGUUUCAUUUUUGUCAUGAUGCUUGAACAUGGUCAACCGGAUGAAUGUAAACAAAUUCGAUCACUUCUUGUACCAUCUGCUAUUGAUACACUUAAACGGCAAACAUUUGCUGGAGCUAAAGUCCUUGUUGAAAAAUUGUUAUCUUCUUCAUGA
Molecule: messenger RNA, 1950 nt
Organism: Rotaria sp. Silwood1
Lineage: Eukaryota; Metazoa; Rotifera; Eurotatoria; Philodinida; Philodinidae
Source: the annotation of a GenBank genome assembly